AGUUAGGUUGACGGUAGGUAGUAGUAGCGGCCGCCGUGAAUGGGAGGGGAGGUUUCUUCUCUGGGUGAGGCGAUUUUAUUUUGUUUUUUUUAAAAAAAACUAAACGCCUUUGGAUACAAACGUUUUUGUUUUUAAAAGCGAAGGAAGCGGCGGAGUUGCGGAAGAUGGAGGAAGGGUCUGGCGAAGGUGACAUGUUGACCGUUGAGCACGAGCUGAGGAACGAUGUGAAGUAAAGCAGGAUGUUAAACAAAAUCUAUGUAAAACAUUGAAGAGACGAGACUGACAGAUGCUGGAACCUGGAGCAAAAACAAAUGGCUGGAAGAACUCGCUAAUUUAACAGGACAUGCAGAAAAAGUUGGGAUUGAAAACUUUGAACUAUUAAAGGUCCUUGGAACUGGGGCUUAUGGAAAAGUGUUUCUUGUGAGAAAAAUCAGCGGCCAUGACACCGGAAAACUUUUUGCCAUGAAGGUUCUGAAAAAGGCAACAAUAGUUCAAAAAGCAAAGACUGCAGAACACACCAGGACAGAGCGUCAAGUGUUGGAACAUAUUCGACAGUCACCUUUCCUUGUCACAUUACAUUAUGCUUUCCAGACAGAUACAAAACUCCAUCUUAUUUUAGACUAUGUGAAUGGAGGGGAAUUGUUUACUCACUUGUCACAGAGAGAGCGCUUCACGGAGAAUGCAGUGAGAAUAUACAGUGGGGAGAUAGUGCUGGCACUGGAACAUCUACACAAGCUUGGAAUUAUAUAUCGAGAUAUUAAAUUGGAGAAUAUACUACUUGACAGUAAUGGGCACGUGGUUCUAACGGACUUUGGACUUAGUAAAGAGUUUCUAAUUGAUGAAAAUGAACGAGCAUAUUCUUUUUGUGGAACUAUAGAAUACAUGGCUCCAGAAAUUGUGCAAGGAGGUGAUGCAGGACAUGAUAAGGCUGUAGAUUGGUGGAGCCUUGGAGUUCUGAUGUAUGAGCUAAAAACUGGAGCAUCGCCCUUCACUGUUGACGGAGAAAGGAAUUCACAAACUGAGAUUUCAAAGAGAAUUCUAAAAAGUGAUCCUCCAUAUCCACCAGAAAUUGGUCCUUUAGCUAAAGACAUAAUGAAGAAACUCCUCAUUAAAGACCCCAAGAAGAGGUUGGGUUCUGGUCCUGGAGGUGCUGAUGAAAUUAAAUCUCACCCCUUCUUCCAGAAAAUAAACUGGGACGAGUUAGCUGCCAAAAACAUCGAAGCCCCGUUUAAGCCGGUCAUCAGGGAUGAGUUGGAUGUUAGCAACUUUGCUGAAGAGUUCACGGAAAUGGACCCCACAUACUCGCCCGCAGCAUUGCCACAGAACUCCGAUAGGAUCUUUCAGGGCUAUUCUUUCAUUGCUCCCUCCAUUCUCUUCAAACGUAACGCUGUGAUGACUGAUCCCAUUCAACUUCAUAUUGGAGUGGAUCGUCCUGGCAGUACUGCCAUUGCACGCAGUGCUAUGAUGAAGGAUUCACCGUUUUAUCAACACUAUGAUCUUGAUCUAAAAGACAGUCCACUUGGAGAAGGAAGUUUCUCUAUCUGUAGAAGGUGUCGGAAUAAGAAAACUGGGCAGGAGUUUGCAGUGAAAAUUGUCAGCAAAAGAAUGGAAGUGAACACUCAAAGGGAGAUAGCAGCUCUGAAACUCUGUGAAGGACACCCAAACAUUGUAAAACUGCAUGAUGUUUAUCAUGAUCAGCUGCACACAUUUUUGGUGAUGGAGCUGCUGAAAGGGGGUGAACUGUUGGAGCGAAUCCGGAAGAAAAAACACUUCAGUGAAACAGAAGCCAGCUACAUAAUGCGCAAACUGGUCUCUGCUGUUAGUCACAUGCACGAUGUGGGAGUUGUCCACAGGGAUUUGAAGCCUGAGAACUUGUUGUAUGCUGACGAAAGUGACAGCACGGAAAUUAAAAUCAUAGACUUUGGUUUUGCACGAUUGAAACCUCCUGAUAAUCAGCCGCUGAAGACUCCGUGCUUCACACUACAUUAUGCAGCUCCCGAACUGCUGAAGGAUGACGGCUACGACGAAUCCUGUGAUCUGUGGAGUUUGGGUGUCAUCUUGUACACCAUGUUAUCGGGCAAAGUUCCCUUUCAGUGUGAGGGGCAGACAUUGACUUCAACAAGUGCAGAAGAAAUCAUGAAAAAAAUAAAACAAGGGGACUUCUCGUUCGAAGGGGAAGCCUGGAGAAGCGUCUCGCAAGAGGCCAAGGAGCUGAUACAAGGACUCCUAACUGUUGACCCGAACAAACGGAUUAAGAUGUCAAGCCUACGUUUCAAUGAGUGGCUUCAGGACGGCAGUCAGUUAUCAUCCAACCCACUGAUGACUCCAGACAUUCUUGGUUCAACAGGACUUUCUGUCCACACCUAUGUCAAAGCAACCUUUCAUGCCUUCAACAAGUGCAAGAGGGAGGGCUUUUGUCUUCAGAAUGUGGACAAGGCACCGCUGGCAAAAAGACGCAAGAUGAAGAAGACCAGCACCAGCACCGAGACGCGGAGCAGCUCCAGUGAGAGUUCCCACUCUUCCUCUUCCCAGUCGCAUGGCAAGACCACACCCACCAAGAUGAUGCAGCCCAACAACCCAGCAGACAGCAAUAACCCGGACAGUAUCUUCCAGUUCUCCGAUUAAGCUGCUACAGUCCCUCUUUCACAAUUUAAAAACAAAACUCAUGCUUUACUUUUUUAAUCAUCCAUAUCAUCCAUAUAACCCUUUGAGGACCACAACUGAUUUUAGAAUGCAUCCCUCCAUAGUACCUGUGACAUUUAUUUAUUCUAAAGCACAUGUUGUGUAUAUAUAGAUAUAUUAACUAGUUCUGCAUUUUCCUGCAAAAUUGAUUGGCUAAUUUUCUCUGGGGAGUUCAGAGCUUAGGGGUCAUUAAAUACAAGAUCCAAAUUAAUAAAUUCAAUAAGGAAUUUCAGGAGCAACUUCUUUACCCAAAGAGUGUCAAGAAUGGUGUACGUGCUACCUCAUGGAAUUGUUGAAACAAAUAGAGUAGAUGUGAUUAAGGACAAAUUACCUAAGUACAUGAGGAAGAAAGGAACAAAGGGGGUAUACUGAUAGGGUGAAGUGAAAGUAGGACAGGAGGAGGCUCAGACAGAGCAUAAUAGCAUCAUGGACCACUUGGGCCAGUGGCCUGUUCCUGUGCUGUAAUUUCUAUGUAAUAUUCUGUAUAUUGGAAAAGGGACUGAUUUUUAAAAGAUUCAAAAAUGUACAUGUACUGCAGAAAAUGAAACUCUGCAGCCUGGCACUCAAAGGGCUUUUAGUUACUUUACUCUGUGUAAUUUUUAAGUGUGAAAGAAUGGCUGCAGUAUGCAAACCUCUAUCAGGUGCAUUUUUCAAAGAACAUAUUUCUGUUGUACAGACCCAAAAGGAUUGAAGGUAAGAUGAAAGCACUGUCUUCACUAACUUACCUUUAUCUAAAAGAUUGUAUCAAUGAUAAGGAAUUUCCUGUACAAACAGAUCUAUUGUGUACAUAACAUAUGCAACAGAAGUGAGCAGAGGGCUCAGAUUUCUCACAUUAAUUGCCAGACCAUUUAUAACCAGCAUUUGGUUGCAGUUCUUUUUCACUUUGUAUUCCUGCUCUGUGUGAUGGGAUAUUGGAAUCAUUCGCCGUUGUCUUUUCUGCAUAACUUAUUCCCAGUACCAAGGUACCUGGCAGCUUGACGUGCUUUGAUGCAAAGGACGAAUCCUCACUAGCAGGUCGUCUGCCUGUUUUCUUGGUGCUAUUUGCUUCCUGGCGAUCCAAGAGGAAAUUUAUAUUCCCAGCAGGGGGAAAAAAGUCAUUUUUUUUCUUUUUCCCCUUCAGAAUAAACCUUUGUUGGUAUGUCACUACUCUGGACACUGCAGGAUUUGUAUCUAAGUGGAGCAUAAAGUGUGUGACCCAUCUGGGAAAUCUGAGUCUUAAGUCAUCCUUUAUUUAUGUUGUUUUAUAUUUUA
This is a messenger RNA of Pristis pectinata (smalltooth sawfish), 3933 nucleotides long. It is a transcript of the gene rps6ka5, whose product is annotated as ribosomal protein S6 kinase, polypeptide 5. Gene Ontology annotation, molecular function: magnesium ion binding; protein serine/threonine kinase activity; ATP binding. Gene Ontology annotation, biological process: protein phosphorylation; intracellular signal transduction; regulation of DNA-templated transcription. The transcript has 18 exons. The record is from RefSeq and is a predicted model, not a curated record. NCBI's taxonomy places the organism in Eukaryota, Metazoa, Chordata, Chondrichthyes, Rhinopristiformes, Pristidae. Bases 463 to 2625 code for a protein of 720 amino acids.